Humulus lupulus (European hop) is the source of this 1756-nucleotide messenger RNA. RefSeq lists its product as uncharacterized. Gene Ontology annotation, biological process: spliceosomal complex assembly; protein phosphorylation; regulation of mRNA processing. The transcript is spliced from 4 exons. The record is from RefSeq and is a predicted model, not a curated record. Gene Ontology annotation, molecular function: ATP binding; protein kinase activity. NCBI's taxonomy places the organism in Eukaryota, Viridiplantae, Streptophyta, Magnoliopsida, Rosales, Cannabaceae. The coding region runs from base 192 to 1526 and encodes 444 amino acids.
UCAAUUGGUACAUGGGGCAGGGGAAAAUGUGAAUAGUAUAUUUGUUGUUGUGCCUAAAACUUGAAUCAGUGAUUUUACAACAUUUCAUUUCAUCCGAGAAACUUUCUCUCUCUCUCUCUCUCUCUCUCUCUCUCUCUUUUUCUCUCCUUCUCUCUCUAGGAUCAAGAAGAAUCAGAGAUCAGGUAUCAGAGAUGUCUUGUUCAUCCUCAUCUGGGUCAGAGGACGACGACGAGGGCAUUGACUCUUACAGAAAAGGAGGCUAUCACGCCGUCAGGGUCGGCGAUCAAUUUAACGGUGGCCGCUAUGUUGCUCAGCGCAAGCUUGGUUGGGGUCAGUUCUCCACCGUCUGGCUCGCCUACGAUACCACCUCCUCUAGGUAUGUUGCUCUUAAGAUCCAGAAAAGUGCAGCACAAUUUGCUCAAGCUGCUCUUCAUGAGAUUGAAGUCCUUUCUGCCAUUGCUAAGGGUGACCCUUCAAAUUCCAAGUGCAUUGUGCGACUUAUCGACCAUUUUAAGCAUACAGGCCCAAAUGGUCAGCACCUGUGCAUGGUCCUGGAAUUUCUUGGGGAUAGCUUACUCCGCCUAAUCAAGUACAACCGAUACAAAGGCAUGGAACUGAAUAAAGUUAGAGAGAUUUGCAAAUGCAUAUUGAUAGGCCUGGAUUACUUGCAUAGAGAACUUGGUAUAAUCCACUCUGAUCUGAAACCAGAAAACAUUCUUCUAUUCUCCACCAUUGAUCCUUCUAAAGACCCAAUUAGAUCUGGUCUCUCUCCCAUUAUUGAAAAGCCGGAGGGAAACCCAAAUGGAGGAGCUACCAUGAAUAUUAUUGAGAAAAAGUUGAAAAGAAGAGCUAGGAGGGCAGUUGCCAAGAUAUCUGAAAGGAGAGCUUCUAUGGGAGGACAAGCUCCAAAAUCUGAGAAAACCAUGGAUGGGAUCGAUGUAAGGUGUAAGGUUGUGGACUUUGGAAAUGCUUGUUGGGCUGACAAGCAGUUCACGAACGAGAUUCAGACAAGGCAGUAUAGGGCUCCUGAAGUUGUUCUGCAAGCUGGGUACUCCUUCUCAGUUGAUAUGUGGUCAUUUGGUUGUACUGCUUUUGAGCUUGCUACCGGUGACAUGUUAUUUGCUCCAAAAGAUGGACAAGGCUUUAGUGAGGACGAGGAUCACCUUGCUCUUAUGAUGGAACUCCUUGGAAAGAUCCCUCGGAAGGUAGCUAUCGGAGGAGUUCGCUCCAAGGAUCUGUUUGAUAGACAUGGGGAUCUAAAGAGAAUCCGGAGGCUAAAAUAUUGGUCCCUGGAUAAAUUGUUGAUUGAAAAAUACAGAUUUUCGGAGAGUGAGGCUGGAGAGUUUGCAGAGUUUCUUUGCCCCCUUCUCGAUUUUGCACCGGAGAAGCGGCCAACUGCACAGCAGUGCCUGCAACAUCCAUGGAUUAAUGCGAGCAGUUCCGAUCAGAGUGCAAGUAAGAAGGAAGCAACUAUGGAAAAGGUGAAUGUAGGGAUGAGCAAGCUUCAGGUUAAGGUGGGAAAGUGAAGAAGAAGAAGAAGAAGAAGGGAUGAAGGCAGUAGGUGGUGGUGGUGGUGGUGCAUUCACUCCCCUGGCCUCUCCUUCCUCCGCCUCUGUAUGACACUAUUGAUUGAUUGUGUUCUAUUUUUUGUUUGUUACACACUUCUAAUAAGAUUUAUUUUUUGAUUAACUAUAAAAAAUGUAAAUUAGUAUUGAUUUUUGUGGGAAAUGAUAUCAGUAAAAGAGAAUUUUGACUA